AUGGCCAGCACGCAGCCCAACGACGAGACUGCUGGCGUCGCCAACAGGACUGGCGAGUUCGAUACUAACGUUAUCGCGCCCGCUGAAGCUCCAAAGAGGUCGCCAUGGAAAGCGUGGAUGUACCUCUGGGAAUGGUAUCCUAAGCACUAUCCUGAGGAGGAGAGGAAGCUACUGAGAAAGAUGGAUGCUUGUCUUUUGACAUUCUGUUCAUUCAUGUUCUUCCUCAAAUGGCUCGACUCCUCCAACAUCAAGAACGCCUACGUAUCGGGCAUGAAAGAAGAGCUCAGCCUCUACGGAAACGAGUACUCGCUUUUCGAUACCUUCUAUAAUAUCGGAUACCUCGUCUUCCAAGUUCCGUCCCUACUCUUGCUAUCCCGACCGAAGAUUGCCAAGUACUAUCUACCGACCAUGGAAGUGCUUUGGUCAAUCGUCACCUUCUGCCAAAGUCAGAUGCGCAGCCGAAACGACAUCUAUGGUACCCGGUUCUUGCUGGGUCUGCUCGAGACACCAGUGGCAUCUGGCACGACCUAUGUGCUUGGCUCCUGGUACCGACCUGAAGAGGUCUUCAAACGUACAGGAGUCUGGUAUGUGUCUAACAACAUCGCUGUGAUGUUUGGUGGUUACCUACAAGCUGCUGCGUACAAAAAUCUCAACGGUGUCGGUGGCUUUCUCAUCUUCCCCGGUCUACCAAGUAGCGCAAAGCCAUGGUGGCUGACACCCAAAGAGCAUGCACUAGCUCGAUCGCGCAUGGCCAAUGCCGGUGUUGCGCCUAGCAAAGAGCUUAGCUGGACCGUUGCAAAGCGCACAUUCAUGCGAUGGGAGUUCUAUAUGGGUGUACUAUGCUAUACCUUCUUCCUUUCGUCUUCUUACCCUCACGGUCAAAUGGCUAUUUGGCUUAAAGAUCUUGCUGCCAAGUACCCAGGUGCAUACACCGUUCCACAAAUCAACACUAUCCCCACUGGCGCUCAGGGUGUCUCCGUCUUCGCCGCGCUUCUCGCCACAUCCCUGUGCAUGGUCUACCCGCUCUGGUCUAUCUUCUCUAUCGUCCAAACAAUCUACAUCGUCGCCAACAUUUCUCUCCUCAUCUGGAACAUACCCAAAGGCUACCAUUUUGCCUGCUACUACCUGCUCGGAGUCUCCGCCGCCGUUACGCCCAUUCUCAUGCCGUUCAUCAACAUGGCGCUGCGCGACGAUGCUGAGGCGCGUGCUGUCACUGUCGGUGCUAUGUUGACAGCUGGCUGGGCUGUCUUCUCGUUCUACCCUAUCACAGUAUUCCCCAUUGUCGAGGGCCCAAAGUGGACCAAAGGGUACGCGGUAAAUAUUUGCUUCAUUGUUGGAUGUUGGGCUACUUUCUUGAUCAUGCAAUAUCUGUAUAAGAAGACCGAGAACAAGAAACAAAGUAUGAUGGUUCGGGAAGUAGCGAAAGAUCAGGAAGACUUGGCGGGUCUGGAUAUCAAGGAGGCAUCGGAAGUCGAGCAUGCAGAGGUCAGGAAGUGA
This is a messenger RNA of Alternaria postmessia, 1497 nucleotides long. RefSeq lists its product as uncharacterized. Gene Ontology annotation, biological process: transmembrane transport. The record is from RefSeq and is a predicted model, not a curated record. The transcript has 5 exons. The coding region runs from base 1 to 1497 and encodes 498 amino acids. Gene Ontology annotation, cellular component: membrane. NCBI's taxonomy places the organism in Eukaryota, Fungi, Ascomycota, Dothideomycetes, Pleosporales, Pleosporaceae. Gene Ontology annotation, molecular function: transmembrane transporter activity.